AUGUCAGAUGGAUGUGAGGUCCCAAACAACAACACAACAGUACUAAAACAAGGACGAUCGUGCCCACUGUUUGGCGAAGUUCCGGCUAAGCUCACCUCGGAGUACUGGCGAGAUUGCUGCAAGAAGAUUGAGGAACAUAUUUAUCCAGACGACAUCGAGGAUCAAGAUGCACUUCACGGCCGAUACAAGAUAUUGGUCAUGAUGGGUCAUCUGACGCCGGGAGACCCUGAAUGGUUGAAUCGGCUGUUGAAGCAUCCCGGUAUGGAGGACAAAUUACCGUUGGACGAUGACCUCCCAUUGUCGGAAGACCAAGUGAAGAAUCUUCACGUCGACGUGAAAGAUGUGUCUCGUUUCAUGGAGCUGCAGAAGAAGUUUUGCGGAUUCUAUGAGAUGAAUCACCAUUCUGAAAUUGAAGAUCACAUGCUUCCCCCGUUCACGGUUCAUAAAUCGCUUGGCAAUGGUGCUUUUUCCAUUGUAGAGGCGGUUGAACUCGUCCACGAAGUUGACGCGCAAAAGAAAACUCGAUAUGCGCGCAAGAGGCCCAGAGCAGACGAUUGCAAUUCAGGCUUGAAGGACGAGCUGGAUACAUUGAAGAGCAUGGGACACCAUCAUCAUGUCGUUCGAUAUGUGGGGUCUUACCAGCAUGCUAGGCGCAUAAACAUUUUGCUUUAUCCUGAAGCAAGUCAUGGAAACCUCACCAACUACUUGAAGUGGAACACCUUCCUCGAAAGGGCAAAGAAGAUGGUCUUAAACAAGUCCUUCGGGUGUCUCCUCACCGGGCUUGGAUUCCUUAGCACCACAAUGCGACACAAAGACAUCAAGCCAGACAAUAUCCUCAUCCAUGGGAGGAACGUUUUGUACACGGACUUUGGCAGCGCUUACACCUUCACGAAAGGAGUAAAUGGAUCCAUAACGUCUCGCACGGCUCCCGGAAAGGUCAACUGGAUGUACGCCGCUCCGGAGGUUCACAUGUUAAAUGGAACCAGAGAUGUGAAAACUGAUUUGUUUUCCCUGGGUUGCGUCUUUGCGGAGAUCAUAACGGUUCUCUCCGAGAAACAGGUUGCUGAUCUCCACGAAAUCGUGGGUGGUUCCUAUGGAACAAGUGUGAGUAAACUACACGCCUGGCUGGAUGGCCUUCCUCAAAACAAUGAUCUCUCCAUACCAGUCACCUGGUGCAAGAGAAUGACCCAGCAGGAGCGGUCGGAACGUCCAAAGAUCCCAAUGUUUGUUCAAGAAGUCAAGGAGCAAUGCCGAGAAAAAGACAUUCUGGGGAAGUUUUUUUGCCAGGAUUGUCUAGACAAGCCAGACAAUGAGUUACCGAUGGUGGUUGAGGAGGUGGAUGAGUCAGAAAGGCAGGAUGUUUCGAUGGGAAAGAAAACUACCCUUGUCAAAGACAUUAACUCCUACGGUUUGCCAGCUCUGAGCAGGGCCGCUCUGCGGAGGCAAAUCAACGAAGUGAAAAAGCUUCUGGAGGAGAAGCAAGAGUUAGAAAAGACGGACCCGAACGAGAGGGCGACAGCACUACAUUGGGCCGUCGAGGGUGGCGAUGCAGAGAUCGUAGAGUGCCUCUUGGACAAAGGUGCCAACGUCAACGCUCAGAAUCCAUUUGUGGGUUCACCUCUCAGCUGGGCAGUACAGAAGGGGUCCACGAAUGUGGUUGACCUUCUGUUGAAACGCAACGCCGACGUCAAAGUUAAGAACACUAUGGGAUCGACCGCAUUGCAUCUGGCUGCUCAAAAAGGAUACAUGCAGCUGACCGCUGCCGCUAAGGUCCUUGUCUAA
This is a messenger RNA of Lasiodiplodia theobromae, 1782 nucleotides long. RefSeq names its product Ankyrin domain protein. NCBI's taxonomy places the organism in Eukaryota, Fungi, Ascomycota, Dothideomycetes, Botryosphaeriales, Botryosphaeriaceae. The record is from RefSeq and is a predicted model, not a curated record. The transcript is spliced from 2 exons. Bases 1 to 1782 code for a protein of 593 amino acids. Gene Ontology annotation, biological process: protein phosphorylation. Gene Ontology annotation, molecular function: protein kinase activity; protein binding; ATP binding.